GGGACUGUCUGGUUGCGAAGGUAGUGGUCGUGGUUAUUUGCUGUUAGAAGACGCAAAGUGUUUCCUCCAGAGCUUCUCCACGGCCAGGCUUAGUAAAAUAAAUUGGCUUAUUUAUUCGUCAAGCUCGUUGUGGGCGACUCAUUUCUGUUUUUACAUGAUAUUACCGCCAACUAGUCUCAAAGGUGAGCCUACUCUGCUCUGAACAUAAUAGAGACACGAAAUUACAAUGCCAUCCCCAAUGGAGGGAUCUUCCAGAGAAGGUGACCUGUUUACUGUGAAACACGAGCUGAAAAAUGCCAACUUGACCGGCCAUAUUGAGAGGGUGGGGAUCGAAAACUUUGAGCUGUUAAAGGUGCUGGGCACAGGAGCAUAUGGGAAGGUGUUCUUGGUGAGGAAAGUGAGUGGCCAUGAUGCUGGGAAGCUGUACGCCAUGAAGGUGUUGAAGAAGGCGACUAUUGUACAGAAAGCAAAGACCGCUGAACACACACGGACAGAGCGGCAGGUGCUGGAGCACAUCCGCCAGUCUCCGUUCCUUAUCACGCUUCACUAUGCCUUCCAGACCGACACCAAGCUGCACCUAAUUCUUGAUUAUGUAAAUGGGGGGGAACUUUUCACACACUUGGUGCAGAGGGUGCGGUUUAAGGAGCAAGAAGUAGCACUGUACAGCGGAGAAAUUGUCUUGGCACUAGAACAUCUCCAUAAGCUUGGAAUUGUCUAUCGGGACCUAAAACUCGAGAAUAUUCUACUGGAUUCAAAUGGUCAUAUAGUUCUUACAGAUUUUGGCCUAAGUAAAGAAUUUGAUCAGGUUGAGAGGGCUUUCUCUGUCUGCGGCACUAUUGAAUACAUGGCUCCAGAAAUAGUUGAAGGGGGAGAUUCUGGACAUGACAAGGCAGUAGACUGGUGGAGCCUUGGUGUAUUGAUGUAUGAGCUCCUGACCGGGGGAUCGCCCUUUACUGUUGAUGGAGAUGAAAAUUCCCACUCAGACAUUGCAAAGAGGAUUUGCAAAAAGGACCCUCCUUUCCCCAAAGACAUGGGACCACUGGCCAAGGACCUAAUCCAACGACUCCUUGUCAAAGAUCCAAAGAAGAGAUUAGGGUCUGGUCCGAAUGGAGCAGAGAAUGUGAAGAAACACCCGUUUUAUCAGAAAAUUAACUGGGAGGACUUGGCUGCAAAAAAGGUACCUGCACCGUUCAAGCCAGUGAUUCGGAAUGAGCUCGAUGUCAGUAACUUUGCAGAAGAGUUCACAGAAAUGGACCCCACUUACUCCCCUGCAGCGCUGCCUCAGAACUGUGACCGCAUUUUCCAGGGAUAUUCUUUCAUGGCCCCUUCCAUCCUGUUCAAGAGGAAUGUGGUGAUGGACGACCCGAUCCAGCUGUGUGGGGGCUCUGAGAGGCCAGGCUCUGCCGCCGUGGCCCGCAGCGCCAUGAUGAAGGACUCUCCUUUUUACAUGAGUUAUGAGAUGGACCUGCAGGACAGUGUUCUCGGAGAGGGUAGCUUCUCCAUCUGUCGACGCUGCACACACAAAAAGACUGGACAACAAUAUGCAGUCAAGAUAGUCAGCAAGAGGAUGGAGGCACAGACUCAGAGGGAAAUAGCAGCCUUGAAGCUCUGUGACGGCCAUCCAAACAUUGUGAAGUUACAUGAAAUUUACCACGAUCAGCUCCACACAUUCCUGGUUCUGGAACUACUCGGUGGAGGGGAGUUGCUGGAGAGAAUCCGGAGGAAGCAACACUUCAGUGAAACAGAAGCUAGCCGCAUCAUGCGCAAACUGGUUUCUGCUGUCAGUCACAUGCAUGAUGUAGGAGUGGUGCACAGGGACCUUAAACCAGAGAACCUGCUCUUCACGGACGAGAGUGAGAACUCUGAGAUAAAAAUCAUAGACUUUGGCUUUGCACGUUUAAAGCCACCAGACAAUCAGCUGCUGAAGACUCCCUGCUUCACCCUGCAGUAUGCUGCCCCAGAGAUCCUCAAAUAUAAUGGCUAUGAUGAAUCCUGCGACCUGUGGAGUCUGGGGGUCAUUCUGUACACCAUGCUGUCUGGACAGGUGCCUUUUCAGUGUCAGGAGAAGAGCCUGACCCACACCAGUGCUGAGGAGAUCAUGCACAAAAUCAAACAAGGAGAUUUCUCGUUUGGAGGUGAGGCCUGGAGAAAUGUAUCCCCGCAGGCUAAAGACCUGAUACAAGAGCUGCUGACGGUGGACCCAGACAAGAGGAUUAAGAUGUGCGGUCUGCGCUACAACGCCUGGCUGCAGGACGACAGCCAACUGUCCUCCAACCCACUCAUGACCCCCGACAUCCUUGGCUCCUCAACCGCCUCUGUCCACACCUGCGUCAAAGCGACAUUUAAUGCAUUUAACAAAUGUAAGCGGGAGGGUUUCCGCCUACAAACAGUGGACAAGGCGCCACUGGCCAAGAGGAGGAAAAUGAAAAAGACAAGUACCAGCACGGAGACCCGCAGCAGUUCCAGUGAGAGCACCCAUUCCUCUUCCUCCUCCUCCCAGUCUCAAGAGAAGAUAUUAACAGAGGGUGACCCCAAUCCACCACCUUCCAACACACCAGGGACCGAAGAAACAGACUGUGGAGACCAGACAGCACUUUCAGCCUUUCGCUUUUCAGAAGGACAGCAGCUUUCUGUCUCUGGCUCUAUUGCAUGUACGUCUGCAUGUCACCAGAACCAAGCAUGCAGCAGGAGCAGCGGCUUGCACCGUGAUAUCAAUCAAUCAGUCAUCAUUAGCAAUAGCCUCUGUGUUCUUUUUCUCUGACUUUCACACUUCCUCUGAACCAAUCAGGGACUGGACUAGGUGUCAUGGUUGUCUUAAGGGCUGUCCUGCUGUCCCCGGUUCAGGAAGAUGGAAGGGAGAGACAUCUUUAUUCUCGUCAUUAAAAACUCCCAACCUCGGUCCUCUCCUCGUUCUCUGUAUUUGUCCACGUCUCUAGGCGUCUUUAAAGGGAAACCUGUAGUAUUUAAACCAUGGAGGCUUUGUAUUUUUUGUCAAAGGGAGAGAAGAUAUUUAACAAAACAUUGGGUCAGAUCGCUUCAUUAAGAAGUCUCUGUGAGAUGGAGCUUUUAUUUAUAUGUGAAUUUUAGAGUGUAAUGUAUUUAUGAUAAUCUGUACUGUUAACUUAUUUAUGGUUCCAAAUGAGCCCGAAUAGAAAUAAUGGAUACAGCGAGUCUUUAAAAACAUAUUUUUGUGUAAGUACGGUUCCUUAAUAGCGGGUAAUCAAUAUCAUGGACAAACAAAUAGCCAACGCUGUUGUCACUUUUUAGAAAAAUGUAUGCAUAAAGAUUAAAGAAGCAAAGAUGUAAACAUUUUAGGAAACAACCCAAUGUGUUUUGUAGUUUCUGCCAAAUCCAAGCAUUUAUUGUCAUCUUGAGAACUCUGCAGCCUGCAGGGAUGCGACCCUGAGAACAGAGCCUAAUUUAGAGUUGUUCUUUCCAAUGUGGGAGUACUUCAAAACUUAGCAUGGCUGCUUCUCUACAUGGUCCUAUCCUCAGGUCAGCAGCAUUUAGCACAUGCGGGGAUUAUCCUUGGCUUGCACUGUGUAAGACUUAAAUGUGUCCUCCCCACUACAGCCAAUUAGAUCUUUGGUGGCCCAAAUUAAAAUGUCACAUCCGCUCAAUGUGAGAUGCAGUAGAGCUUUCUCUGAUUGAGGAUUUGAAUGGGCAGUUUCAAGUGGUCUCCUGUUCAGAAAUAACGAAAUGCAAUUAAUCAGUAACAGGGAGGUUGUUUGUGUGUGCCAAAACUGCAGCUGAAUCAAGUAAUGUCCGGUUUCCAGCUAUGAGUGUAGAGGUGGUUAUAUUUCAGGAGACUGUGGAGCAAAAAAAUAUGUUGAUUUCUGAAAAGUCUUAAAAUUAUUUUAUGUCUGACAAAGCUCAGAUUUGUCCUCAUCUUUGAUGCUGUCCUUGCUCUACCAUGUCCCAUUGGAUGUCUGAAAUUAGGAACUGUGCAGAGAUUUGGUUAGUGCUAAGUUUCCAGUGCAUGAUAUAAUGUGAACUGAAACAUAAACCACUUAUAUCCUUUUGUAUUUAUGGCCUUUAAGACACAGUCCUACAUGAUUUAGCGUGAGUGUGUUUAAUUGCACAUUUAUAGGCCCUGAUUUAAUUUGAGACUUUAUUUAUUUGUUAUAAAUGUACUUAAUCCCCUUUUUACCGGAGAUGCACUGAUUUGAGUGAGUGGUUGAUUUACCAUCUCCUGUUUUUGUAAAGCUUUGACCUUCCAAUUUUAGCUGAUUAUUCUUUAAGAGCUAAUGUAUAAGAAGUAAUGAAAAUAUAUUUUUGUAGCUUUCCUGUUGUGAGGGAUUAUCAACGUUUUUACUAUUAUUUAAAAAUAAAAACAAAAUGACUUCUGAUUUGAAAUGUUAAGCUCUUUUUAGUGUCUUAUAUUUGGGAUAAGCAUAGUUAGCAUGGCCACCAUUACAAAACAACUGUCUCUUGGUGUAAUUCCCAUGAGAAUGUAGACCCUUACAUGAACUUUGGUAUAUCUAGAAGGCUGCCAACAUUUCCAAAUUUAGCAUUUCCCUAACAGACAGAGCUUUAAAGCUCAAAAUGAUCAAACAGAGCAAGUUUUCUGUGUUGUGGUCACCCUUCCUGUUACUUGCGCAAAGUCUUGCUCUCUCUUGCUCUGUUGCAAAUGAGAACAACUGACUCUUGUUGAAAAGAGACGAAUCUUAAAUCUUUCUUGGUCAGCUCAGCUGAUAAUGCAUGCAGGCAAAGGUGGAACUUGACUUUGAUAAUCAUUCGACCAGUCGACAGACAGACUAUCAUUGCAUUAAGUGACAAUGAGCGGGGUGGUAUAGAACCAGAUACACAGAGGGACAGAAAGAGAAGAAGCCAGAUUCAGUCUUUGAAGGGUCUGACUGCUGAUGUGUCUCGGCAUGUCAUUAAAAAUAUGUUUUUUUCACUUUUAAAGAGCCACUUAAAUGUCUGUUCUUCCUCUGUCUUCGUAUUUUAAAAAGCUUACUGCUACUGAAAAUAGCUAAAUUUGAAUCUACUUCACUCCGUCACCACAUCUUCUCCGAAGAGUGUUGUUGUUUAUAUGACCUGGUAGCACUUAGUAUGGUGCAUUCUAUGAUUGGAGAAAAGGCUGGGAUUUUUGAGAUUCCCCUUGCUUAGGGCCGAUUAAGGUAAAAAUCGUCCGAUUCCGGUCGCUAGUUAAUUACUCGGUGCAUCUCUACUUUUCACCCUUGCCUAAAUAUUAUAAUGUCCCAAUGUUACAGUCGCUAUAGUUUGACUGUUUUAGCAACCUGCUGUGUUAGUUAUGUCUCUCUUUCUACUAAUAACUGAAAUACUGUAUUUUGUUGAUUUAUAUACAGGGGUACUGGAGGUCAGAUGUGAAAUAUAAAUCCUGAGGUUGA
This is a messenger RNA of Girardinichthys multiradiatus, 5354 nucleotides long. RefSeq names its product ribosomal protein S6 kinase, polypeptide 5 (gene rps6ka5). Gene Ontology annotation, biological process: regulation of DNA-templated transcription; intracellular signal transduction; protein phosphorylation. The transcript is spliced from 18 exons. The coding region runs from base 227 to 2761 and encodes 844 amino acids. The record is from RefSeq and is a predicted model, not a curated record. Gene Ontology annotation, molecular function: magnesium ion binding; ATP binding; protein serine/threonine kinase activity. Lineage: Eukaryota; Metazoa; Chordata; Actinopteri; Cyprinodontiformes; Goodeidae.